UAUCCUGACGGCAGGAUAACCAACCCCCAACAAAUUAGUGAAGUGUGUUCCGUUUAGGUCAUAUCAGCAGCAGUAUAACGCGAGUGAUAAACAAUUCGAUAAACAAUUUGCCCCAUAAAAAACAAUCAAAAAAGUGCCAGACUUGCCACUUUCCACUUGCCACUGCCGGGUUUUGUGGGCGUCGGGAAACUGUUUCGGAGUCGAAUCUGAUUGGAGACGAAGGAGCACUGAAGGAGAGAAGCAGAGCAGAAAGCUGUUGUGACAUUUUUUUGGCAAAGCAAAACGCAAUGGCGCCAAAGAUGCCGCCAUUUUCGCAGCUCGACAAAAUGGCGACAAGGACAUCCAGUUGGCUCUGCCGCCUGCUGCUCGUCAGCCUCUGCAUUGGCGCCGCUGCCGCACGAGACAUUCCAUCUUCAUCAAUCCGUGCGAAUUCGCUGGCCCAAAGCGUGGACGUGGCCUUCUACUGUCCGGGCGAGGGACUGUUUGCCGACGACUACGACUGCCGCAUCUACUACCGCUGCGAGCAGCGCACGGAGCAGUACAUCCGGCCGUAUAUGCUCGCCUGUAAGGAGAACACCGUCUUCUCGCGCACCCUUCGUAUGUGCCUGCCCCCCACGAUGGCCGGGCGGGACGAGUGCGUCGACCAGAUGAACGAGAUUGACGGCAGCAUGGGGGGUCUGGGUGACGGCUCUGAUGGGUAUGAUGGACUCGUCAAUGAUGGCCAGAAUGAUGGUGACCAUAAUGCGCUGCUUAACGGUGCCGUCACACCCGCCGCCAAUGAGCUGCGCACCUAUGCGACGGCAAAUCAGCUGCCCACAAAUUACGGCCUGACAGGACUCAAUGGAGUUUCAGUCAUAUCCUUCUCGAGCUCCAGCUCAUCAACCUUACGCGCCGCGGUGUCCGGGGAGGAGGAUGCCGAUGAGGUGGCGUGCCGGGAUGAUGGAUUUAUGAGUGAUCCCAGUGACUGCACCGUGUUUUAUCGCUGCAUCUCGAAUGGAAGGGGCUACAAUAAAAUCGGCUUUCGCUGCUCGGACGGCACAGCCUGGGACGAAUCGCUGCAGUCGUGCAACCAUAUGUUUGAUGUACGUGCUAAUGGCGGCUGCCGCAAUCAGGCCCAGACUGAGCCUCAGAGCGAUGGCUAUUAUGCAGGCCAAACAUCAACACAGUCAUCAGAGUCCAGCAGCAGCCAUCAGAACUCCACGUCCAGCAGCACUCAGCAGUCCAGCUCCAGCUCCAGCUCGACAUCGUCCAGCAGCUCAUCAACGCAAAGUUCAUCCACAUCAAGCUCCAGCUCAGGCUCGAACCAGGAGACGUCCACGUCGAGCAGCGGGACAACCAACAACCAGCAAUCGAGCACGGGCUCCUCCUCGAAUCAAAACCAAUCCAACGGAAGCUCUAGCAACAGCCAGAACCAAAGCUCAGGCAGCAGCCAAAGCUCAGGAAACAACAGUAAUCAAAGCUCUGGCAGUAAUCAAAGUUCUGGCAGUAAUCAAAGUUCUGGCAGCAAUCAAAGCUCAAACAAUAAUCAAAGCUCAAACAAUAAUCAAAGUUCUGGCAGCAAUCAAAGUUCUGGCAGCAAUCAAAGCUCAGGAAACAACAGCACUCAAUCCUCUGGCAAUAAUCAAAGUUCUGGCAGCAAUCAGAGCUCUUCCAGUGGUAACCAGUCCAGUGGCUCAGCCAGCACACCCGCACCAACUGAAUGUGAGGAUGAAAAUACCUACAUACCGGACACAAAAGAUUGCGCCAAGUUCUACAGAUGUCGCCUAGAUGGCAAUGGCAGACUGGAGCAGGUGCCAUUCACCUGCGGACCGGGCACCGUAUGGAACCAGCAGGAGAAGGUCUGCGAUCUGCCCAACGAAGACCAAAAGCAGAAAUGUAAUAUACAAACGGGAUCCAACAGUGGCCAACAAGCCAGUGGCAACAAUUCCACAUCCAGCGGCAAUCAAUCGGCGAGCAAUUCCAGCUCCUCCUCCUCCUCCUCCUCCUCCUCCUCUAGCAAUAAUAAUCAAUCAGGCAGCAGCAGCCAGGAGAGCACUACCGCGUCAGGCAGCAGUCAGCAAUCCUCCAGCAAUCAAGGCUCAUCCAGCAACCAGUCGUCCAGCCAAGGCAGCAAUCAAGGCUCAUCCAGCAAUCAAUCAGCCAAUCAGGGCUCAUCCAACAAUCAAUCAGCCAAUCAGGGCUCAUCCAGCAACCAAUCUGCCAAUCAAGGCUCAUCAAGCAAUCAAGGAUCAUCAAGCUCCUCGUCAAGCUCUAACAAUCAGCAGAGCUCGACUGCAUCCUCCACUGCCAGCAAUGGAACAUCCACAAGCACUGAAAGUUCCAGCACCCAAGCAACUUCGACAUCGAAGCCAUCGAAUCCUGACGGUGAGUGCAAGGAUACGGAAACAUAUUUGGCUGACAAAACGGAUUGUGCCCGAUUCUAUCGCUGUGUAGAGAAUGGCAAGGGUGGAUUCGACACGGUGCCCUUUGACUGUUCCCCAGGAACGGUUUGGGAUCCCGACACCAAGGGCUGCAACCAUCCAACGGAUGUGCAGAAGGAGCAAUGCAGGGCUAUGGCAAGUGGCAGUGGAAGUUCAUCCAAUCAGGGAUCAAGCAGCCAGGGCUCCUCGAACCAGGGGUCAUCCUCUAACCAAGAAUCAUCUUCGUCUUCCAACCAAGGAUCGUCGUCUUCUAACCAGGGAUCUUCGUCUGGUAGUCAAGGAUCAUCUUCUUCUUCGUCUGGUAAUCAAGGAUCAUCUUCUUCUUCGUCUGGUAAUCAAGGAUCAUCUUCUUCUUCGUCUGGUAAUCAAGGAUCAUCUUCUUCUUCGUCUGGUAAUCAAGGAUCAUCUACUUCCAACCAAGGAUCAUCGUCUUCUAACAACCAGAGCUCGUCUUCCAGUCAAGGCUCUUCGGCCUCAACAGAAACUUCCAAUAGCCAAGGAUCGACAACUUCGAGCCAGGGCUCUUCGUCCAACCAGACCUCUGCUUCAUCUACAGAGUCCAGCACUCAAGGAUCAUCCUCUAACCAGAGCUCUUCAGAGUCGUCAUCUACGUCCAGCCAAAACUCCACCGAAGGAUCAACAACAACUCAGAAACCCUUCAAACCUGCUGAAAAGUGCGAAAGUGAGGAAACAUUCCUUGCGGACAAGGAAAAUUGCGCCAAAUUCUAUCGCUGCGUGGACAAUGGCAAGGGAGGAUUCACGAUGGUGUCCUUCACCUGUCCGCCCAACACCCUCUGGGACCCGGAGGCCAACAGCUGCAACCAUCCCGAUCAAAUUCAAAGCCAGCCGAUGAAAUGCAAAAAGGUCACAGGCUCGACAUCAUCCAAUAGCACAAGUUCCUCUUCAUCUUCAACAACGGGAGGCACCUCGUCCAGCCAGGGCUCAUCCUCUACCGGUGGCUCAUCCUCUACUGGUGGCUCAUCCUCUACUGGUGGCUCAUCCUCUACCGGUGGCUCCUCAUCAAGUGGCAGCAACGAAUCAUCCACCUCAUCAUCCACAACCUCAUCAUCAACAACCUCUUCAUCCACUAGUAAUAACAACAGUACUCAGGGGUCGUCCUCAAGCAGCUCAAGUCAAGGAUCAAGCAGUAGCGGCAGCUCUUCGGGACCUUCGUCUAGUGUGAUCAUUAGCCCUCCCCCAUCGAAUCCCUCAGAGCCAUGCACAGAAAAUGGACAGUUUAUUGGCGAUCGGACAAACUGUGCAAAGUUCUAUCGGUGCGUGGAUAACGACAGAGGCGGCUUCACCAUGGUGCCCUUCACUUGCGGUCCCGGCACGGUGUGGGAUGCUCAAAUCCAGGGCUGUAACCAUGCCUGGGCAGUCAAGGGAUGCGGCGGCUCCACCUCAACUUCUACAGCCCGACCUUCGACAUCUCGACCAACAUCAAGCACAACAACCACAUCGCGACCUGUCACAAUCAUAUCGCGACCGUCCACCACAACGGCAUCAUCGCGACCCACGACAUCUCGACCAUCUUCAACCACAGCAUCCACAGCGCGACCCACUUCGACAAGUGCCCCCAACACCGAUGGACAGUGCAGGUCCGAGGGAUUCAUGGCCGAUCCCAACAACUGCUCCAAGUUCUAUCGCUGUGUGAGCAAUGGCAGAGGUGGCUUCACCCAGAUUCCCUUCCAAUGCGGAGCCGGAACUGUGUGGGACCAGGACCUGCAAACAUGCAACCACAACUUCAACAAUUGCAACACUACCAUCAACACAACAGAAGCACCAGGAAAGCCACCAUGUGAGACGACGACAAACAACUCAACGACGACCCCAUCGACGACCACAGUGACCUCAACUACACCCUCCACAACCGUCACAACUACGCCGGUGACCACAACGGAAAUCCCAACAACAACAACGAGUGUUACCCCGCCUAGCACCACCACAGAGGUGCCCAGCACAACGGGAUCGGGAUCGACUGGCAGCACGGAAACCACUGAGCCUGUAACUUAUACCACGACUACGAUGAAGCCACUGCCAGCUGGCACGGAAUGUAAGGGCGAGGGCUAUAUGGCUGAUCCCGAGGACUGCCGAAAGUACUACCGUUGCAUAAACGCUGGAAGCUCCUACAGAAGGUACAACUUCACAUGCCCCAAGGGCACGGGAUGGAACGAAGAUGUCCAGACCUGUGACUACAUGGCGAAUAUACCGAGGUGCUCCAGCACAACAGAGCCACCCACCACCACGACAACAAUCUACACAUCCACUACACCCGCGCAGACGGAGAGUACGGUGACGGAAGACUCUAAAGGACCAGAGAGCACAACGCCAGAAACAACCACAGUAACGGACAAGCCCACCACAAAGCCGACACCAGAAACAACCACAAAACCAACGCCAGAAACAACCACAGUAACUGACAAGCCCACCACAGAACCAACACAGGAACCCGUCACAAAGCCAACGCCAGAAACAAGCACAGAAAAACCCAGUGAAGAUACUACAACAUCUAGUCCAGGCUAUAGACCCACCUCUACAACGGAGGACCCAACGACCCCAACGACUACUGCAGGGCCCACCGAAACAACCACCAACAUUCCAGAACCAGAACCAGAAUCGAACUACAACUGCACCGCCGAGGGCUUCUUCGCCGAUCCCGAAGACUGCAGCCACUACUAUCGCUGCGUGGACGGCAGCAAGAAUGGCAAAUAUCAGGUGUACAGCUUCAAGUGCCCCAAGGGUACGGUGUGGGAUACGUCCGCACAGACCUGCAACUACGCGGAUCAGGUAUCGGGAAAUUGCUCCAGCUCCACUACGGACUCACCCACGACAACUGGCAGACCGACUGAAACAACAGCGAAGCCGGAGGAGACCACCGAAUCGAGCACUACAAGACCCAGCGAAGCAACGACCACUACAGGACCCAACGAAACGACGACCAGCGAAGAGACAACCACUACAAGACCCACCGAAGAGACAACCACUACAAGACCCACCGAAGAGACAACCACUACAGGACCCAACGAAACGACGACCAAGAGUCCAAAGCCAGAAACCACGACGUCCCCAAUGGACACAACAACUGAUAGCACCAUAGAUACCACAACUACUUCAUCUGCCCCACCAACACCAAGCUCGAAUGGAACUGAGCCAUGUCCGAGCAAGGGGCCAGGGCAGAACGUGUACGUUUGCCCCACCGGCUUCCGCAGCCAUCCGGAGACCUGCGGCAUGUUCUACCAGUGCAGCGAGAGCGCGGACAGCAACGACCUGAACAUUGUGGUGUUCCAGUGCCCCAAUGGCACGGUGUACCAGGACAAGUCCUGCAGCUGUGGCAAGCCCGAGGCGGGCGAUAAAUGCAGCAAGGGCCAGAAGAGGACUAACCCCAACCUGUUCGAGGACGAAACGCGGCGCCAAAACAUGGUGCAAAUAAGCUCCACAGCUCCACUUUGCCCCGGCGAGGGACACUUUGCCCUGAACGAGGACGAGUGCAGUCAGCUGUUCAUCAAGUGCGGAUACUCGGAGCAGACGGGCCGCGUCGAGGGCCAAAUCUACCGCUGUCCGCAGGGCUUCGCCUACUGGAAUGUGAGUCGCCGCUGCGAGCCGGCCAGGAAGCUGAUGAACUGCACCCCGACCACCUACAACGUGGCCGGCAACGUGCCGCUGGAGUGGCUCAACAUCGGCCACAGGCGUCGCAGUCUGCGUAUUUAAGUAGAACUAGUUUAGUUUUUCUAAAGCGAUCCGCGCUUGCUGUGCCAGCGUCAACGAGUUCAAGCAGUUCAAGCUGUUCAAGCAGUUCAAGCAGAGCGGUCAGCUGGCGCAGCAAAUGAUCGGAUCGAUUGGUCAGAAGUGUUAGGUUAAGUCGUAGGAAAAUUACAGUACUUUAAGCUGGGAUUAAUACAAAUAUCUGGUGUCGGUAUCGUAUCGUUAGUGAUUGGCCAAAUCACACAGUUGUGAACUUAAAUUUACAUUUAUGUAGGCUCAAUAAAAUAUUUUUUUUAGUUUUCUUCCUACAGUUAAAAAUACGUUCAGAAAGCCAUAUACAUAAUACAUACAUAUAUCUAAGCUAUGCUUAAAGUUUAUAAUAAAAUUUACAGAACAUACA
Drosophila obscura is the source of this 6522-nucleotide messenger RNA. It is a transcript of the gene Mur89F, whose product is annotated as mucin-5AC. Gene Ontology annotation, molecular function: chitin binding. NCBI's taxonomy places the organism in Eukaryota, Metazoa, Arthropoda, Insecta, Diptera, Drosophilidae. The record is from RefSeq and is a predicted model, not a curated record. Gene Ontology annotation, cellular component: extracellular region.